CCGAAUGAAUUUUCUGGUUCGGUUGCCCCUGGUCUUCAGCUGAAAAUGAACUUUUCCGUCGCGAAACUCGUCAAGCUUCUACAAAUGUCGCCUUCCACAAAACCCACUUUUUCUCUUGCGAUGGGUGUAAAAGGAACCUCCAGACAUUUAUUCUCAACCAACACAUUUCAUGGCAACUCUAACAAUGCUGGCGACAUUGGCAGUGUAGAAACUGAUGACAGUGAUUUUCUACACAAGAAGCGCGAGAUAAAGCUCCAUGGAGUUGAUCCCAGAAAAGGAUGGAGUUCUCGGGGUGUCCACAAGGCCAUUAUAUGUGGCAAAGUUGGUCAAGCUCCCGUGCAGAAGAUACUUAGAAAUGGACGAACUGUAACUAUCUUUACAGUUGGAACAGGUGGCCUGUUUGAUCAAAGAAUAAUAGCAGACCAGAACUUGCCGAGACCAGCUCAGUGGCAUCGGAUUGCUGUACAUAAUGAAAUGCUUGGGACUUAUGCAGUUCAACAACUUACCAAAAACUCUUCUGUUUAUGUUGAGGGUGACAUUGAAACUAGGGUUUACAAUGAUAGCAUCAAUGCUGAAGUGAAAAGCAUACCAGAAAUUUGUGUGCGCCGAGAUGGAAGAGUUCGCCUUAUAAAAUCAGGAGAAAGUGUGAGCGACAUAUCUUUUGAUGAACUACGUGCAGGAUUGCUCUAGAGGAGUCCGAUUGAGGAAUCUAAAUUUUUUUAAAGAGUGAGCUUUCCAAUGAUGAUACAUGGGGAUUAUUUCAUGUGAUUUAAUUGAUGUAAUGCUUUGUUUGCUUCUCUUCUCCCGCAUUUUGUUUUAUGAAGUAAUGUCAAAAUGGUGACGAAGUGGGAAUGUAGCCUUUAGGUUUGGUCGGUGAAAUCAUGAUUGAAUAACAAAACUACUUUAACUCAUGUUACAAUUUGAUGUCUUUCUCGAGAUUCAUGUGCUUAACUUUAGGGUUUCCAG
This is a messenger RNA of Cuscuta campestris, 966 nucleotides long. The record is from the annotation of a GenBank genome assembly. Lineage: Eukaryota; Viridiplantae; Streptophyta; Magnoliopsida; Solanales; Convolvulaceae.